Suillus paluster is the source of this 390-nucleotide messenger RNA. RefSeq lists its product as uncharacterized. NCBI's taxonomy places the organism in Eukaryota, Fungi, Basidiomycota, Agaricomycetes, Boletales, Suillaceae. The record is from RefSeq and is a predicted model, not a curated record. The transcript is spliced from 3 exons. Bases 1 to 390 code for a protein of 129 amino acids.
AUGUUCUUGGACAAUGCAAUCAGCAAGUGUUUUCUCCGCAUUGAAUAUAUCACAUUGGGCCCUUGCGAAGUCCAUGAUGAGGUUGGCUUCAAGUUGGUCAACAUCGUUGAGGGGGCCAUACAUGACACUGAUGGUACAUCACUAGAGAUAUUUAGAUGGAUUGGUUGUCUUUCAUGUGGCAAAGGUGGUUUCAAGGACCAUGUCACUGUUGCUCGUCACAUGAGCCAACCUCACUCUGGCUGCAGUAUGUGGCUGCAGGAUCUGAUAUGCUUGCGCUCCGAGUCUGAUGACUCCCGUAUGGAUGAUGAACCAAAUAUAAAUAUGGAUGAUGGACCAAAUAUUCCCGACACCAAGUCUGGUGGUUUUGGAGAUUGGGAUGAGACAUUUUGA